AUGUCAAAAUUAGUAUUUUUCGUUUUGGCCUUAAUCGCCAUUAUCGCCAUGCCUACUUUUGCUGCUCCUACUUUGACUACUUUGCCGCUUAAUACUGGAAGUGGAGUUGCAGGUAAUAAACCUGAAACAGCAGGUAGUGUGGAAACUUGUGUUACGAAUGGUAAUCAAUGCGAUCCAACUGUCCCGAACCCAUGUUGUAACAAUUUAGUUUGCAUCGGAAUCAGUGCAAAUGGCUCCCCCGCUCAAUGUGUUCCCAUCUAA
Molecule: messenger RNA, 261 nt
Organism: Dentiscutata erythropus
Lineage: Eukaryota; Fungi; Glomeromycota; Glomeromycetes; Diversisporales; Gigasporaceae
Source: the annotation of a GenBank genome assembly